Messenger RNA from Xylaria bambusicola, 1540 nucleotides. RefSeq lists its product as uncharacterized. Gene Ontology annotation, biological process: mycotoxin biosynthetic process. The transcript is spliced from 5 exons. NCBI's taxonomy places the organism in Eukaryota, Fungi, Ascomycota, Sordariomycetes, Xylariales, Xylariaceae. The coding region runs from base 183 to 971 and encodes 262 amino acids. The record is from RefSeq and is a predicted model, not a curated record.
ACUCAUUCCAAUGAAAUAGGUCGCUGACGAGUAAAAUUUGGUUCUUAAUCCCAGCACAUGGCCCAGCCUAUUUUUCCCAUCUACGUCUCCAUGGACAACUCUAGAUACGUCCAACCCUUCUCACUUGUCAUUCUAUACUGCUGAAUAACAACCUGCUUGAACCUACCAAGUUUGCUUUCAAUAUGUUAUCCCAAGACGGCGACUCGAAAAAAGGUGAAGAACAUCUGCCGUUUAUAGGGGCGCACGAUGAACUUCAACUGCCACGGCACGGCCAGAGACGUUUUAUCCCAAACACCACAGCCUGGGCACGAGUAUACAUCGCCGUUCUUCACGUGCUGAUUGCCACUCUUCUAUGGGCUCUCUACCGGCAGGCAAGCAUCCCAACUCACUACCCAAAGCCUGAGAUUGGGCGUACCUGGUCUCCUGCUCAUCAUCUCAUCGAAUACGAGCUCAAUGACGAGCACACCAAUAAUCAUACACACUACACCAAGUAUUCGGGUCCUCCUUCCGACGAUCAAGACAAGGCUUGGGAUGAAUUAAUCAGACCUAUCUUCUUCAACGUAAGCCUCGAAGAGGUAGUGAAAGCUGAGGAGAGCGUGCCGGAUGAGCUUACAGAGCUUGAAGACGGAGGCUACCUGGCCAUUCUAGGGGUCUACCAUGAGCUUCACUGUCUGCGGCAACUACGAUUCUGGCUGUACAGGGACAGAUACUAUCCCAACGUCACUGAGAAAGGGAGCGAAUAUAUACACAACCACCUGGAUCACUGUCUGGAGACUCUACGGUUGACCAUUCAGUGCCACGCCAAUACAGCUCUCUAUACAUUUCACUGGGCAGAUCCGGCAGACAUCCAGCCCAGCACCAAGUCGAAUUCACGGUCAGUCUGCGCGAAGUGGGAGCCAAUUGAAGCUUGGGCCUACUCGAGGCGGGUAGCUAUAUCUCCGGUAUACACGGAAAAGCACCCUAUGAUCUAAUUAGCCGGGAGGGUCUCCGUGGUAGUUAGGGUAGUCUGAGUCAAAGUCUGGAGUUCCGCUGUUUAAGUGUGAAAAUUGGAAAUGGACAUUUCAAGGCACCUAAUUGAUGCUCAUGGAGGUCUCCUAGUUCAUUUUCCCGACGCACAUUGCACUAUCAAGACGCACCGUAACGAAAAGCCCGCAAUACACGCGAAUGGGCGUUCCAUACCAGUCCGUCAGUGGUUCCGGGUGGUUGGGGGCGGAAUCACAUGCCUGAUCCCACUCACGGCUCUAUUAUGUACCUACAUAGUUACAUUUCAAACUGGAACCAAGUAUUGUCAAAUUCUGAUUGAUCGGCAUUCAUUGCGAGUCUCACCGAGAUCCUUCGGUGUAGAGUUUCAUUGAGAUCCUUGAGCAUAGAGGCGCCGCGGCAACAUCCCGUCUAGUAGGUAUCGGUCUUGUCCGGUGCCGCUGUCCUCUCAAUUUGAUUCACGUUGCUAGAUACGUACGUCUCAUCGAUGGAAUGCACCAUAAUUCUCGCCACUGACAUGAGCGCCGCUUGAACAGUUGCUAACCUUUACAGAAUAGAG